UGCUUCAUGAAUGAGGGAGACAGAAAUUGGGGGGAGGAGCUGGUAACCCUCAUUGAGGGCUGAGUAGUGAGCCAUAGGAGGAUCACUUCUCUGUCUUCAAUCACAUUAAAUAGUCAAACCUUGACAUUUAUUGCUCACAUCUUUGAGCUGAAGACCCUGCACGGCAGAAUCUAAAUGACAGCCGAGCAGUGCAGGGCCUCGAGUGGCACAGAGCGGACCGUUAAUGCGAGCUGACAGGAGUGAACACAGUCAGAGAGCAUUCUGUUUGUGGGACAGAGAGAGCCCUUUCACUCACGCCACUGCCGGGUCACGAUGCUGUUGUAAUUCAGCACUAUGCAUGCAGAACAACUGAACGAUAUGGGCCGCAGUGCCUGUGAAAAGGAGAAAAGGACAUCAGAUGUAAAAUGGACCCUUCUAAUGGGUUGAAUCGGUCACUGGAUAUUGUCCCCUCCACUGAGGAGAAGAUGAAGGACAGAGGCCAGUGGAGCAACAAGCUGGAGUUUGUGCUGUCUGUAGCUGGAGAAAUCAUCGGUCUGGGCAACGUGUGGCGCUUCCCGUACCUCUGUUAUAAGAAUGGAGGAGGUGCCUUCUUCAUUCCUUACCUCAUCUUUCUUGCCACCUGUGGAAUUCCUGUGUUCUUCCUGGAGACAGCCCUGGGUCAAUACACCAGUGAAGGAGGAAUCACUUGCUGGAGAAAAAUCAGCCCUCUGUUUGAAGGUGUUGGGUAUGCCACUCAAGUCAUAGUGGCCUUGCUAAAUGUCUAUUAUAUUAUAGUGUUGGCAUGGGGGAUAUUUUACCUGGCCUUUUCCUUCUCUUCAAACUUACCAUGGUCCUCCUGCAACAACACUUGGAACACAGAGGCCUGCAUGGAAUUUCAGAGAAGGAAUGAAUCUAUUGACCAGAGACAUAUGGAAAACGCCACUUCACCAGUCAUUGAAUUUUGGGAGAGAAGGGUCCUCAGGAUUUCCUCAGGAAUAGAUGAGAUUGGGGAGCUGCACUGGGAUAUGGUCCUCUGUCUGCUUCUCGCCUGGAUUCUCUGCUAUUUCUGCAUCUGGAAGGGUGUCAAGUCCACUGGCAAGGUUGUUUAUUUCACUGCCACCUUCCCCUACCUGAUGCUGCUGAUUCUGCUAAUCAGAGGGAUCACUCUGCCAGGAGCCUCCAUAGGGAUCCAGUUCUAUCUCUAUCCUGACUUGGGACGGCUAGCAGACCCACAGGUAUGGAUGGAUGCAGGGACCCAAAUCUUCUUUUCGUAUGCUAUCUGUCUGGGCUGCCUCACAGCACUGGGCAGCUACAACAAAUAUAACAACAACUGCUACAAAGAUUGCCUGGCUUUGUGCUUCCUGAACAGUGGGACCAGUUUUGUAGCUGGAUUUGCUAUUUUCUCGAUACUGGGUUUUAUGUCUUUUGAGCAGAAUGUACAUAUUUCAGAGGUGGCAGAGUCAGGUCCUGGACUGGCCUUCAUUGCUUAUCCACGUGCUGUGUCCAUGAUGCCCUUCUCCCCUCUAUGGGCCUGUUUCUUCUUUAUAAUGAUUGUGCUGCUGGGCCUAGACAGUCAGUUUGUGUGUGUGGAGAGUCUGGUGACGGCAAUGGUUGAUAUGUAUCCAUCAACGUUUCGUCGUAAAAAUCGCAGAGAACUCCUCAUCCUCGCUGUGGCCAUCUGCUCCUUUCUCCUUGGCCUAAUCAUGUUAACACAGGGUGGAAUGUACGUCUUUCAGCUUUUUGACUACUAUGCAGCCAGUGGGAUGUGCCUCCUCUUUGUUGCCAUCUUUGAGACUGUUUGCAUUGCCUGGAUUUAUGGUGCUGACCGUUUCUAUGACAACAUUGAGGACAUGAUUGGCUAUAGACCUGGACCUUACAUUAAGUUCUGCUGGUUGUUCCUGACCCCAGCCACCUGCUUUGGCACCUUUGCCUUCUCUCUGAUUAAGUACACUCCACUGAAGUACAACAAUGAAUAUGUGUACCCAUGGUGGGGCUACGCUCUGGGCUGGCUGCUGGCUUUGUCCUCCAUGGUCUGUAUUCCACUGUGGAUCAUGUACAAGAUGGGCACUACCAAAGGAACCCUCAAAGAGAGAUUCCAUGAGCUGACCACACCUUCCCCUGACCUGCCUAAAACCAGACGGGAGCAGGAGAAACUGCAGGCCAUCUUUUCUGCUGAGGGAGGAGAGAGUCUUCGCCAGAGAGGAGCUCCCACCAAGGAGGGAUACUUUCCUGUCAAUGAGAAGGAAUCUCACUGCUGAAUCCCAUAAUGCCAUAGGUCAUGAUGGACCACCUUACGUUUCUGCAAAGGUGGUGCUUGGAAACCUUACACUGAUACCUCACUCCACUGCUGCCAGGCAAUUAGCACCAAAACAGAGGAAAAUGGAGGUCGUUUUUCAGCUUCCUUCGAGGCUUUGAACUGUGCUGUCACCCUCUGUAGAUACUUUUAUGAUGUACCAACAUCAAACUGUUGUUAAACUUUUGGCCAGGUGAAAACAUGCUAAAACAUCCUUGUAGGGCCUUCUCACAUUAUUAUUGUUUUUAUGGCAAUUUAAAUCUAUAAAUCCCAAAUCAUGACUAAAGUUUAAUAGUCCUGCUAGAUAUGAAGAGGGGCUGAGGAGUAUAAGAUGUCCCUGGGAGAUGAAAGGCCAGCAAGAUAAACAUCCCAUUUUUUUCUACAUUAUAGUUUUUGAAUAUAAACAUAGUAAAAUAUAAUAGUAAAAGAUAGAAAUAUUAAAAAUGAAGCCUUUCUGGCAAAUGUAGCCUUUUUGUAAUGUUCAUAAUUUUCAAGAUUGUAUGUACAUUUCAGUAUUAUGUUGAAAAGACAUUCAACAAAAACCUGAUGAUGUUACAUGGAGGGAUAAAUACUGCAGCUCUCCACAGAAGUGAUUGCUCUAGUUUGCUUUCUAAGGAAGCAAGUAUGUAUUUUGGCCUUCACAUGUACAUGUGACUUUCUUUCGUAACUGAGGCAACAAGUAGCAGUAGUAUCUCUGUGACAGAAAGCUCUGGAAAAAGCUUCUCGGAUUUGUUACUUUCCAGUUUUCUGAGCAAAGAGGGUAAAAGAAGGGGCUGGACAGUUAAUAUUAUGCUGCAAAAAUAAAACAAGUAUUUUUUUAUAUUAUUUCUUAUAUUAAUGAGCAAAAGAAAAUCACAGACCCUUAGUACUAGAGAUGGACUUAUUACUGUUUUUGGGCCAGUACUGAUCACCAAUACCGAUCAAAGGCAGGACUGGAUGCCACAUUCACCUUCCAGAGCAAACCUGGUAAUGCAUCGUCGUGCAGGGCUUCUGUAAUGUUCAGGAUAGUGUCCUUCACUUUUUGAAAUUAACCACAUUUAAAACACUGUCCAACCCCCUCAGUACCACCUGUGAAAGUCAGUGAAUUCCAGCGUUAAACUGCAUUGUGAAGAUCAAUGUGUUAUUAGUGGUGUUUGUUUGUUUUUCUGUGUUCUGAAACUCGGUGCUAGGCUGAGCGGUGUGUUUUUGAGAGGGUUAUCCAAGUGGUGUUAAAAGUCUUUACUCUGGCACGUUAGUUUUAUACAUUUUAUAAGAAUAUACUGCCUGAGGUGAUCUGUGCACAAAGUGGAUUUCAACACUGUUUCUGUAGCCAUGCACAAGGUCCUUACUGACAUCUAGAGGUUGAAUGAGGAACUUGUUCUUGUGACCACAGGACCUCGUGCAAUGCUGCAGCUACUUGCAAAAAAAUAGAUCAUAUGAUCUGAUUUUAAAUUGUAUUGAAAUGUAAUAAUUCUAAAAUUAUUCUUGAUGGGUUUCUUGUGCAUGAGCAACUAAAAUGUACUGCUAUAUACGUACAUAAAUACAGCUGUCACUUUUAUUAAAUUUACUUGUUUUAAAGCUUAAACAAAUCCUGUACAGUAGUUCAGCAUAAUCAAAUGUCAGCUUUUUAGAUUACAGAUCCAAGUACAUAAUGUUUUAUUGAAGGUGCAACAAUUAAGCUAUUCAGCUGUCCCUUCUUUAUUCAAUCGUAUGUGUAAGCAAAGGUGGGUGGUUACAGUAACUCAGUAUUGUGUAUGUAAGAAUGUAUGGGUUUGUACUUCCAUCAAAUUAUGCUUUUCUUUUUACUGAAGUAUAUUCACAAGGAAAGGAAUCUGCUUUUGCUGUCAGUUACAUUUUAGUUAUUAACUUUAGGUUUUCUAUUUACUUUCUUUGUGUUAUGUUGGUAACAGCAUCUGUGCUGUUUUGCAUUUACUCACAUUUCUGAUUUUUGAGAUUUAUCAUACUUUUUUUUUUUUAGAACAGUAGAGAUUCCUGCACGUUUUUUCAGCAUAUCUGAUUUACUUACAUGAUAUAAAAAGAGAAACUACCAAGCUGUGCUGGCCUCUGGUCCCCCAUUUUCUACCUCUGCUUUAGACAAAUUUCAACCUGAAAAGAUGCAAAAUGAUACAAAAAUUAUAAAUCUGCAAUUGUUGCAUGUAUCUAAAAUUAUCCAGCCCAGUCAAUUUCCCACAUCGGGAAUAAACGUAUUUGUGGUAUUUAUAGUAUUGUACUAUAUUUUCUUUUUAAUGGAAAAUGUCCAUUCAAAAUGUUGUGCCCCUCAGUGUUGAAUUGGCAGAAAUCAGACACAUUUCUAUACUGAUUCAAUGACCACAUUCUUGCUGAGGCUGCAGGUUUUAGACCUUUAUUUUUUUUAGCUCUACUGUUUUGAGAAGGACAUUUUUAAUUCUACUUCAGUCAGUAUUUAACUGAAGAAACAACACUUUUAUUGGAGUAUGAAUUUAGGUGUCUGAAUCUGUGUGUGUUUGUGUGUAUAUACAGUAUUCGUCCACUUUUCUUUCUGUGAGGUGAUGAAGUGCAUGCUAAGCAAAAAUGUUUGAAACUGUGACCAAUCUAUAUGUAUAUAAUAUGUACAGAAUGGUUAAGUUUUUUUUAGCAUUGAAAAGGUUAUGAUAAAUAUACCCACUAAAUACC
Molecule: messenger RNA, 4903 nt
Organism: Astyanax mexicanus (Mexican tetra)
Lineage: Eukaryota; Metazoa; Chordata; Actinopteri; Characiformes; Acestrorhamphidae
Gene: slc6a13
Product: solute carrier family 6 member 13
Exons: 16
Coding region: 405-2237 (610 amino acids)
Biological process (GO): sodium ion transmembrane transport
Cellular component (GO): membrane
Source: RefSeq, a predicted model, not a curated record